Messenger RNA from Metopolophium dirhodum (rose-grain aphid), 2188 nucleotides. Its product is annotated as high mobility group protein 20A-like. The record is from RefSeq and is a predicted model, not a curated record. Gene Ontology annotation, biological process: regulation of gene expression. The transcript is spliced from 9 exons. Gene Ontology annotation, cellular component: nucleus. Lineage: Eukaryota; Metazoa; Arthropoda; Insecta; Hemiptera; Aphididae. Bases 443 to 1423 code for a protein of 326 amino acids.
AUUUUAGUUUCCUUGUUGCUCUGAAGCUUCUGUGCGAGGAAGAACCAUCGUUUCUCUCUCCGUUUCGUUGGCCUAAAAGUGUGUGUUUAGUCUUUAUGGGAAAUUCAUUACGAAUGCCGUAUCUGCUUAUCCAUAAUAAUAUUAUGAUGUUUAUAUGUUAAAUAUCAAUGGAAUAUAUUAUUAAGAAUAUUGUGUUUGUGUAGUGUAUCCAGAAUCCACAUGACCGACCACAUUUCUACUAUUUCCACUAUUCCAUCGUUUUCCGAGUGCGCUUUUUAUACGAUGUAAAAAUCAAUACUUCUACAAUUUUCACGAUUAUGGUAACUUACUGUUCUCCAUGAUUUUGAAUGUGGUCGUAAAAAUCAAUGUUGAAAGCCGUUGGCUUUAUGAAUAUUUUUACGCUUAGACUUUAUAAUAAACAGAGCCAGCUUAAAUAAUUACAAUGAUGGAAUCUCAAAACACUGAGUCUAUGGAUAUAUCAGAUCAAGAUGAUGCAUUCAUUGAAAAUGGUAUGUCUAAAAAAGUUGAUAAAAAUAAUGUAAAACGUAAAAAACGUAGAAAGUGUUUACGUGACAAAACAGCUCCAAGACCUCCACAUUCUGGGUACAUACGAUUUUUAAAUGAUAGACGUGAACAAUUUCGUUCAGAAAAUCCCAAUUUACCAUUCGCUGAAAUAACCAAAGUAUUAGCUACUGAAUGGAACCAGUUGACGGCUGAUAAAAAACAACAUUAUCUCUUAGCCGCUGAACAAGAACGAGUAAAAUAUGUUGAAGAAUUAGCAGCUUAUAAAAAGACUGAUGCAUACAAAAAUUUUAUUCAACGCAAAUUGAAAAAAAAAAAAGUUAAUACCAAUAACCAAGAAGAUCAAGAAUUAAAAAAAGAAAAGCCAUCAAGUGAUAACAAAUUAAAAAAGGAUCAAGAAAUAAAAAAAGAAAGACCAUCUAGUGAUAACAAAUUUAAAAAGGAUCAAGAAAUAAAAAAAGUUAAGCCAGAUAGUGAUAACAUUAAUACAGUUUAUGACAUACCUAUAUAUUCUGAUGAUUUCUUAAACUUCAAUAAAGGUAGAGACAGUGAACUUCGAUACCUUCGUAAAAAGGUAACAGAUCAAGGACAAGAAGUAUCUGUCUUAGAUAAACAUAUUGAGAAUAUGCAAAAUGGUAUUAUCAAUUUAAUGGCUAACACUGAAAAACUUAAAGCUGGAUGUUCAAAGUAUGAACAGUAUUUAAUUAAAUUACGAUCUCUACUUCUAGAUGCUUUUGCUAACACUGAAUUCCCAGAUACCACUGAGCCACCUACUAAUGAAAAUAUUGACACAUUUAUGGUUAAUUUAGUCACACUUCUAUCAAAUGAUAAUGCUACUGAGCCUUCCUGGAUUGCAAAUGUAAAACAAGUUAUUUCUAAUUUGGAUUUUUCACAAUGUUAAAACAAAUUAUAUUUUAAUUUAUUCAACUAUAAUUCAUAAAUUAUCCAAUUGUAUUCCAAAUUGUCAACAUUUUAUAAUUGGUAUUUUUAUUAUUUAGAAAUCUGUAAUAUAAAGAAUUUUUUUCAUUAUUUUUCUUUUCAUUGUGCAAGUUUAUGAUCGUGAGUGAUUCAUACCUAAUAUUAUUUUUAUAGCAAUCAUAAAUUUAAUUUAAAUAUUAUUCUUGUGAGAUAGGUAUUACCUAUCUAGUUUCUAUGAAUAUAAAUGUUUCUUUAUAAAGAGUUCUUAGCCUUUUCUUAAACAUGAAUCUCUUUAAGAUAAUAUAAUAUAUAAUUAGUAUAUGCCAAGGCUCAAGGACCUCUUCCCCACAACAUUUUUUUUUUUGAUUAUUACUUAAUAUUUUAAUAUGAUUUAGUUUUUAUUUCAAAUUAUGUAAAAAAUCCAGACAUUAUUUUUAUUAAAAUAGAUUAAUAUGAAUGUAUUAUUAUUAUUAUUAUUAUUAAUUCUAGGAUUUCAAUGCAUUAGCAUAUUUUUUUCCUUUAGUCCAAAUUAAUUGGUUGUUUUUUAAGUCUUCGACUUACCACAUAAAUAAUUGACUAAACAUUUUUUUUUUGUAUAUUUUAUUUAAAAUGCAUAUAUUCACUUGUAUAUUUAGAGUUCAAAAAUAUUUAUUUUCAAAAUCUAAUGUAAAAUCAUAUUUUUCUAAUGAAGAUCAGUAAUUAUUGUUUUUAUUAUUGAUUUGUCGAAAAUAUACUAUUCAUAAACUGA